Molecule: messenger RNA, 3198 nt
Organism: Cannabis sativa
Lineage: Eukaryota; Viridiplantae; Streptophyta; Magnoliopsida; Rosales; Cannabaceae
Product: exocyst complex component SEC10b
Exons: 24
Coding region: 207-2807 (866 amino acids)
Biological process (GO): exocytosis; Golgi to plasma membrane transport
Cellular component (GO): cytoplasm; exocyst
Source: RefSeq, a predicted model, not a curated record
AUCAAUUUAACACAAAUUAGAGGGCUAACUAUGCUAAAAGAUCUUUCAUUGUAUUCGUCGUUGAAGAUCUCUCCUUCUCCAUCACUUCGAUCUGACCCAACCAAACCGAAGACGAAGAAGAUUGAAGAGCCGAACUCUGCUACUCUCUAUUCUUUCUACCUUCUCCUCCUCCUCCGCGCCUUUGCUCUAUUUAUUCGAAGAAAGAGAUGAAAGAGAGCAAUGAUGGAUUUAAGAAUGAUAAGCUCUCAAAAUCUUCAUCUGUCAACUCUCUGCCUCUCAUAUUGGACAUAGAAGAUUUCAAGGGGGACUUUUCUUUUGAUGCAUUGUUUGGAAACUUGGUGAAUGAUCUCCUUCCCUCUUUCCAAGAAGAAGAUACAGAUCCAUCUGAAGGACAUAGCAACAUCAACGGGAGUGAUGCAUUGGCAAAUGGUCAUUUACGAGGGCCACCGGAUGCAGCCAAAUCAGCACAAGGAGUGUCUGGCCCACUAUUUCCUGAAGUGGAUAAGCUCUUAUCUUUGUUCAAAGAUUCUUGUAAGGAAUUGGUUGAUCUUCGGAAACAGAUUGAUGGACGACUUAAUAGUCUUAAGAAGGAGGUUUCUUCACAAGAUUCUAAGCACCGGAAAACACUCACUGAGCUAGAAAAAGGUGUAGAUGGCUUGUUUGAUAGCUUUGCAAGAUUAGAUUCACGUAUUUCAAGUGUUGGACAGACGGCUGCUAAAAUUGGAGAUCAUUUGCAGAGUGCAGAUUCUCAGAGGGAAACUGCUAGUCAGACAAUAGAACUAAUAAAGUACUUGAUGGAGUUCAAUGGCAGCCCGGGUGACCUGAUGGAACUUUCUCCGCUAUUUUCUGAUGAUAGCCGUGUUGCUGAGGCUGCAUCAAUUGCUCAAAAAUUAAGGUCAUUUGCAGAGGAAGACAUUGGAAGGCAAAGCAUAACUGUACCAUCAGUUGCAGGCAAUGCAACAGCUAGCAGAGGACUGGAAGUUGCAGUCGCUAAUCUUCAGGAUUAUUGCAAUGAACUGGAAAACAGAUUGCUGUCUCGAUUUGAUGCUGCAUCGCAAAGAAGGGAAUUAUCUACUAUGGCUGAAUGUGCUAAAAUUUUAUCUCAGUUUAACAGGGGUACUAGUGCCAUGCAACAUUAUGUGGCAACUCGUCCAAUGUUUAUCAACGUGGAAGUCAUGAAUGCAGAUACAAGAUUGGUUCUUGGUGACCAUACUUCACAGGCCACUCCUAGCAAUGUUGCUCGUGGGCUUGCUUCUUUGUACAAAGAAAUCACAGAUACUGUACGUAAAGAGGCUGCAACAAUUAUGGCUGUUUUCCCUUCUCCUAAUGAUGUCAUGGCUAUUUUAGUUCAGCGAGUUUUAGAGCAGAGGGUUACAGCCCUUCUGGACAAACUAUUAGUGAAACCCUCUCUUGUAAAUCUACCUCCUAUGGAAGAAGGUGGACUUCUUUUGUAUCUUAGAAUGCUGGCAGUGGCUUACGAAAAGACUCAAGAACUUGCUAGAGAUCUACGUGCCGUGGGAUGUGGUGACUUGGAUGUUGAAGGCCUCACAGAAUCUCUGUUUUCUGCUCACAAGGAUGAAUAUCCUGAACACGAGCAGGCCUCACUUAGACAACUUUAUCAAGCGAAGAUGGCAGAAUUGCGUGCUGAAAGCCAGCUAUCUGACUCAACUGGAACAAUUGGGCGCUCAAGAGGAGCUGCAGCAGUGUCUUCUCACCAGCAAAUAUCUGUCACUGUUGUGACAGAAUUUGUGCGGUGGAAUGAAGAAGCAAUUUCCCGAUGCAGUUUGUUUUCAACUCAGCCUGCUACCCUUGCAACCAAUGUUAAAGCAGUGUUCACUUGUCUACUGGACCAAGUCAGUCAAUAUAUAACAGAGGGGCUUGAAAGGGCUAGAGAUGGUCUUACAGAAGCUGCGGCCUUGAGGGAAAGAUUUUUACUGGGCACUAGUGUUAGUAGAAGGGUGGCUGCUGCUGCUGCAUCUGCUGCAGAAGCUGCUGCUGCUGCUGGGGAAAGCAGCUUUAGAUCUUUUAUGGUUUCUGUGCAACGUUGUGGCAGUAGUGUGGCUAUAGUUCAGCAAUUCUUUGCCAAUUCUAUAUCUCGGCUUCUCCUACCUGUGGACGGUGCGCAUGCUGCUUCUUGUGAAGAAAUGGCAACAGCUAUGUCUAGUGCAGAAGGAGCGGCCUAUAAAGGCCUUCAACAAUGCAUUGAAACUGUCAUGGCUGAGGUGGAGCGGUUACUUUCAGCCGAACAAAAGACAACGGAUUAUCGUUCACCUGAUGAUGGAAUAGCUCCUGAUCAUAGGCCAACAAAUGCUUGCACAAGAGUGGUAGCUUAUCUUUCCCGUGUACUAGAAUCUGCAUUCACAGCUCUUGAAGGCCUUAACAAACAAGCAUUUCUCACUGAACUGGGAAACCGCUUGCAUAAAGGGCUGCUUAAUCAUUGGCAGAAGUUCACUUUUAAUCCCAGCGGAGGUCUGCGGCUGAAGCGUGACAUAACAGAGUAUGGAGAAUUUGUGCGUAGUUUCAAUGCUCCUUCCGUUGAUGAGAAGUUUGAGUUGCUGGGCAUCAUGGCCAAUGUCUUUAUUGUUGCUCCUGAGAGUCUCUCCACUCUAUUUGAGGGUACUCCAAGUAUUCGGAAAGACGCACAAAGGUAUUACUGGUGGUAUUAUGAGGAUUGUGUUUUUCCCUCCUCCUUACAUUGUGACAAACUUUUAAUUUGGCUUCCACUCAGGUUUAUUCAACUGAGAGAGGACUACAAAAGUGCAAAACUGGCUGCUAGGCUAAGUUCCUUGUGGCCAAGUUCCAGUUGAUGAAGUAGUGUGCUGAUUUAGAUCAAGCAGCUCAUUUGAUGAGGAAGCUGGCAGUUAAAGACCAAGUUUUGAUAAUUCCUUGAGAAUUAAUUUAAGAGUUCAUUUUCUUGCCGGCGGCGAUAGAUUACUUCCUUGCCCCACUUCAUAUUUCUUCUUUUUUCCUAUAUUGAUUUCUCCUAUUUGUUGAGUGUAUAUUUGUGGAGGUACAAGUAGGAAGAUGUGAUAGAUUUAUAGCCUUGAACGUCGAAAGCUUUAUUUAUGUCCCUAGUUCCUGCCAAAUAUUAUUUGCCUGAAAAUUCAUAGACAUGGUAUUCUGGUGUGUCCUUGAACUCCUUGUAAAUGAUUCUUUGGAGAGUUAAUGAUAACAAUUAAAGUAGUGUUGCUUAGUGAA